This is a messenger RNA of Silurus meridionalis, 4301 nucleotides long. It is a transcript of the gene rbm6, whose product is annotated as RNA-binding protein 6. NCBI's taxonomy places the organism in Eukaryota, Metazoa, Chordata, Actinopteri, Siluriformes, Siluridae. Gene Ontology annotation, biological process: mRNA splicing, via spliceosome. The transcript is spliced from 23 exons. Gene Ontology annotation, cellular component: nucleus. Gene Ontology annotation, molecular function: RNA binding. The record is from RefSeq and is a predicted model, not a curated record. The coding region runs from base 147 to 3950 and encodes 1267 amino acids.
UAAAGCCCCUCCUCUAACGGAAGUGACGCGAUGUUCAUGUUUGAUCAUUUCCGGUUGCGUUGAGAACAGUUUCCGUUAACAGCGCAGCAAAGGUGACCAACUUUUUGUGCAGAAGAGGCUGGUGCAAGCUGAGCAGUUGAACCAUUAUGUGGAAUGGUUCCAGAUCAGGACAACGAGGGGGGAUGCCCUUUUGUGGCGACUCACGUGGGGAGAUGUUCGAAAGAAGAAACGGACCAAUGCCUGGUUUCAGAGGCCAAAAAGGAAUCAAUAUGGGCUGUCAGGACCGACCGCCCAUGGACAUGAGGAGAUUUGACCACCCGCCAGAUAUGGUAGGGCGAAACAUGGGUCUUUUUGACAGAGGAAGAGAUUCUCCUCGAGACCGCUUCAUGCCGCAAAAUGAACUCGAUAUUAGAAGACGCUUUGAGAUGGAGCAAAACGCGCCUGGUUUUAUGGGGCAGGGUCGGCCUCCGAUAGAUAUGGGUGGCAGGGACAUGCAAAUUAGGAACAUGAGGGGACCUGAAGAUCAAUUCAUGGACAUGAGGGAGAGGGACAGAUUUCGAAUGGACAUGCCUGGUUUCAACAUGUCACCCAUGGAUAUUAGGAGAAGGAUUGCAAUGGAAUCUAUGGACAGAAAUGACCAUGUAAGAGAAAAUGUAAGAGAGCGGCCACAGGUGGGUAUGAAUGACAUUGAUGGAUUUAGUAUGGAUAUGCCUCUCCGUGAAAGGUCAGUGGACUUUGAUAGACGAGGUUGCCCCCCUCCCCUUAAUUCUAGAGGAAGGUUCGAAUCUGAUACGGAUUUUAGGAAUCGAAUUGGGCCAUCAGGUGAUUUUAGGGAUCGCUCUCCUCAGAUGUUUCACGGUGGUGACGCCAUGAAUCUAAAGGGAAGACCUGAGUUGCCUCUUGAUCGUCAAGGUCCAGGGAGAGCAGGUGAACCAACUCUGAGGGACAGAGAAUUUCCUGAACAAACUGAGAACAGGUCUGGGUUUAGAGGAGAUGAUGAAAAAUCCCUCUCAGAUGAGUGGUGUAGGAGAAUAAAUAGAGGUUCCAAUUCGCCCAGAGACCCGAAGAAGAGAUUUGCACCUGGACUUGAUAAGCAAGGAGAUUUGGGGGAACUGUCACAGUUCAAUGACAGAGAGCGGCAAUUGGCGGAGAAUAAAGCCAAGGAUCGAGGAACUUUAGAGUUCUCCAGAUCUGAAAGAGAGGUUCCUACAGUCCAAAACUGGGACAGUAUUCCAACUGGUGUCCCAGUCAGAGAUCCAUCUCACUUAGUGACUAAAAAGGUACCACUUUUACCACUAAAUCCCAGUCUAAAUAUCCCAAGCAAAGUUAAGGAAAGUCAAGGACAAUGGUCAAGAGAAGAAAAGCCUGACAGCAUUGUACCAUCAGCGGGAAGACACCCGUUCUUUCCAGAGAAGAGUCUGUCAGUCAAAGAGAGUCAAUUUUCAGUUGCUCAAGGAAACUGCAAGGGAAAAGAUAUGCCUCUUGAUGAAGGUCAAAAGAAAGGGAAUCUUAUUCCAGGCCCAAGAGAUCCACAGAAUAACAGAGAGGGAAGGCGAGACCAGGACUAUGGAGACAUUGAUUACAGGACCAGUUCUGUGCAAAAAUAUGAUUAUAUCCUUGAGGAUUUCCAAGGGCCAGAAAAGGACAUCAAAGCACCCAAACCUGUUCCACCUGAAAGAACAAGUGCCUCUGGUUCUAAGGAUCAGGAUUACAGGAAUGCCAGUGUUCAGGAUAAGAUCGCAAAUACCAUUGCCAUCUCUGGAAUUCCAAAAACUGCCACUAUGCAACAGAUACUGAACGCCUUUGCAGUUCGAGAUGGAGUCCCAAUGCAAGGCAUGAAGAUAAGAGAUGUUGUUCCAGGUUACAGCUCCGAUACGGCCUAUGUGGAGUUUUUAAACAUCGAGGAUGCUGUCCACUUCAUGGAGUCCAACCAGGGUUCUGUUAAAGUUGGUAGUAAAAUUGCCUUACUGAAGUACAUUCAAUCUGACAGAAGUAUAAAAGAACCGCAUGAGGACCAACCCCAUAAAGCCAUCCCAUCUACGCAGGACGGACUGCUGCCAUGUCCAGUUCUUCCAAAUGUGAAUGAGGAAGGUUGUGCCAAGACUAUGAAUGAGCCCGUUUCUCAAAGCGGGUGGCAAAGGAGUUCCAACUUGACACCUGAAGCCUGGCAGCAGCAGGUCGACAAGCAGCAGGAGAUGGAGAAGCAGGCUGAGGAACAGGCCCAGCAGAGAGGUCCACGGCUCAGCCAGCAGGUGGCUGAUCCAGUUUUCAAGGAAAGCAAAACAAUGAUCAUUAAGAACAUACUGCCCACCACUACAGUGGAGACAAUCUUGAGGUCACUAGAUACUUUUGCUUACCUCGAUGAACGCAACGUCCGUCUGGUUAAAGGGAAAACGCCUGGAUCCAAAUGCUUUUGCUUUGUAGAUAUGGACUCGCACGAGCAAGUGACAAGGUUGGUCGACUUGCUCACCAAACCUCGUCCAAUUGUGAUCGAUGGAGUUCGGGUAUAUGCAGAGGUAGCAAAACCUCUAAAGAACCAGAUCUACAAGAAGGACUAUGACAAGUCAAACACUUCUCUUCUAGGUUUCCCACCUGAUGUUAUCGAGCAGCAACAGUACUUCCAUCCGACUCACACAGCCAUCUCAAGCACCACACAAGGUAUGGGUGUGCCUGCUUAUCCCUUGCAUACAGAUUCCUCUCUUGCUUCAGCCUCAAUACAGGAAUCAAGCUUGAACCAAGGUGCAGUGUUUGCAGAGGCUUCAGUUGAAGCUACGGAGCAACAGACAUCUUCAACUGACACUGCUUACACUGACUCUGCUGGUGGCUCUGAAGACUAUAGCUACAUUUCAGACACUCCAGAUUUGUCUGCCUUCCUGUUUGACGCUACGUCUGGCUUCUACUAUGACCCACAGACUACCUUGUACUAUGACCCCAAUUCAAGGUAUUUUUACAAUGCUCAGACACAGCAGUACUUGUAUUGGGACAGUGCCUCAAAGAUCUAUAUACCAGUUGAAGGCGAAGGCUCGGGUAUAGACGCUCAGAAAGUAAAUGUUCCUGUGGAGGCUGUGGCUGAGACUGUGGCAGCUGAGGAACUUAAAAUGCCAUCAGAAGGCGGACCAGAGCGAAGGGAGGAUGACGACACUAUGCCACGCUCUGAGAAGAAAGAGAAGGAAGAUAAACCCAGGAGCCUGGCAGCGUUUAAGAUCAUGAAAGACAUGGAACGCUGGGCCAAGAUCCAGAAUCGACAGAAGGACAGUGUCCGAGCUCCAUCUCCUGUCCUGAGGAGUGGAGCAGAGGACAAGAAGGCAUCCAAAGCUGCUGAUGCAGCGUUCGCAGUAUUCGAAAGGAAGGCUGGUGGAGAUGACUUGUUCAAAAAACCUUUUGCUCCACCAAGAAAAGAGGAGAAGACAUCCAAGAAACCCAUGGGUUCACUGGGCAUGUUAGCUGCUGACUAUGCAGCUGGAAGUGAUGAAGAGGAAGAGGAAAAACAUGAGAAACAUGAAGCACCUGCCCCACCUGCAAAGAGCCAACCAGAGCCCCAGGAGAAAGAAGACAAACUGACAGACUGGAAGAAAAUGGCGUGUCUGUUGUGCAGGAGACAGUUUCCCAGUAAAGACGCCCUGAUCCGCCAUCAACAGCUCUCAGACCUACAUAAGCAAAAUAUGGAGAUUCACUUAAAGAUUAAAAAGUCAAAGAGGGAACUAGAAGCAUUGGAAAACCAAGAAAAAGAGAUGCAUAUGAAAGAAACUCACAGUCCACCUGAAGCAAAGAAGCGGAAACAAAGCACAUUUCCCAGCAGUUCGAGGGACACACACAAAGGCAAUGAGAGACCAGGACUAGGUCUGGAGACCACUGAGCGGAGCAAGAAGGAAGCGGUUGUCUGGAAUGCUGCCACCUAUAAGCAGGCUGUGCGGAAGGCCAUGUUUGCACGCUUUAAGGAGCUUGAAUGAUGAGUUAAAGAACUGAAUCACUGAAAUGCACAGUUUAUGCCAGCAGCUCACUUCAGGCCAUUUCUGUGAGCUAACUCCGAUUUUCUGCUCAAUCUCCAUUGUGUGUCUUGAUUGUGCCUGUAAUGGUUAUAAAUACAUUUUUCUCAGUCCACAGUUCUGCUACAAUUUAUUUUUUGUUUUCUUUUUUUCUUUUUUGUAGCUGAACUGUUCAGGGCUUUGACACUAUUUUAUUUUCCUUCACUUUGUAUUGUGUGUUUUUUAAUGAGAAAUAAGUGAGUUUUGCAACUCCUGUAAAUGUAAUUGUAACUGUAGAAAUCAGUAUUCUGUGAGUCAAUAAACUGACUGCCAUAA